GUUUAAAAUUUUCUGUAUCUUUUUGAAGGGAUGUCCGUAGCUCUCACAAGUACAGGUAUUUUAUUGUCAGGGUGCCUUCCUGGGGAGAGCUUGGAAUGGCAAAGGGGAGAUGUGAAGGACAGAACAGGGAGGCAGAGGUAGCCAUUCCUCUGAUCCUGGCUUCCUUGGCCCCAGUUUCCAUGUCAGAGUUCCCACUCUGCAGCAGCGCUGUAGAUCUCUCUUGGAAGAUUUAAAAGAAAGAUAUCUGCUAUCUUGUCCUUUAGCUCUGUGGAUGAAUGAAAGGAUCUGGUCUCACUGCAGCCCUUCUGCCUCUGAAUUUUCAGAGGAAAGCUUGCUUUCUUAUUCUUAUUGUGAAGAAAUGCUCAGGAUUUUAAUCCAAGUAAAUGAAACUAGUUUCACUUUUAUUUUUCCUAACUUUAGAGUCAUGUUCUCUUGGCACAUAUGCUUUUAAAAGUGACCUGUGUGUUCUUUCACAUCCUAUUGGAGUUUGUCUGAUUUUUAUAGAUGAAAUUCAAGACCUUUUUUUGGGGAAAGAGUUUGAGCUCUGAAAUCUAGGUUCAGUGCAAAACUUGGUAGUUGUUUUCAGUUGCAAACCAAAAAACCAGUAACAUUCUGUAUUCAAGUGAAUACUCCCCAUCUCAUCACAGAGUAGGGAAGUUGACCUGAAAUUCUGAUCUUGAAGCUCAGGGAAGGAAAAUAUAGAGCUGAAACUACAAAGAGGGUGUGCAGUCAGCAUUGCUUCACUAACUAAAAUCACCAGAGAAAAGUGCAGAAAUAAAAGGAAACUUAAGUUAAACUUAAAAUAUUUCUCCAAGUACUAAUUGCAUAAACAGUAUAACUGCUCAUAUGUAGUUUUAGUGUUCAGUGGUUUAAACUGUUAAUAAUUUUGGUAGAAAUUACUGCUUGGACUUCUUUAUAGUGCUUAAUCUUAAUUGGAGGGAGGAAAGAAGCCCUGCAUGACUAAAAUUCUUGAUUAAAACAGCUUUUUAAAAACACAAAUCUAAUCAGUGGAUUGAUAAAAGAUAAACUAAUAUUAAUUGUGACACCAGGAUAUUACCAGUGGAAAUGUGAUCAGCAAAACUCAUCCUACUGAUAAGAAAAAUGGUUCAUAGAAUUAAAAGCUUCUCAAGGAGUUUAUUUGGCAUCUUCCUCCUGCAUGUUUUCUCCUACUGUACAUAUUCCAUUGAAAUUUGGUAGGGGAAACCAAAAUCCUUGGAGUUACGUUUUGAAGUCUUUGUAGUUAAAUUUGGAACCUGUAAUGUGUAGAAAACUGUAUCUGAAGAAGGUGGUUAUGUGGAUUUAGUUAAGGAGACCUUAGGAGACCUUAAAGGUAACUCGUGUUCUUUUUAAAAGUGAUUGAGAUUUCGUAGGUUUUUUUUUUUUUAUAAAUUUCCUCAAUUUUUAGUUACUCAGUAUCCUCAUUUGUACCAAGUUUCUUUACAGUUAAUUGUGAAAUGUUGAUUUAGGAUCACGCAUCUCUUAAUUUUGAGACAUGUUUUGAGGGCUCUUUAUAUGACUAAAGCAUAGUGAGAGCCUGAGCAUUUCCUGCUCAAAGCUGUGUGAGCUCCAGGCUGUAAAUCAUCCAGAGGUGGGUAGAGAAAUGACCAGGUAGGAAGGAUUGAUGGCAGGCAAAAAUGCAGUUACACCGAGCAGUUAAGCCCUCUCCCCACGCAUGUCCCUGAAAGAGUUAUUAAGUUAGUUUCAGAAUGAGGAAUCAUUUGGUUUAUGGUUGCCCCUCUGCUGACUGAGGCAAACGUUGUGGGACAAGGAUACCCAGAGGGUGCCAUUGCUGUGCAUGCACAGGGAGGCAGAGCUAAGUUUGCAGGGUGUCUGCACACCCCACGUUUCCUCACAUCCCCGCGCUUGGUUUCACAAUCCAAGUGACUGUCGUGCGUGUUUUGAACCAAUUUUCUAUACCAGUGGGGAUACCGAGCCCUGCCUGCAAGGGUAGCACGGCUGCCCUCCACAACACAAGUCAUCACCAGCAGCCCAAGGCCUGCCCUGGAGAGGGAAGUCAUGGGUUUGUAUUAGGAGAAUGAGAGGGAAUCCGGCAGCUGCGAGGAGACAGCACAGCCUGCCCCAAGAACAGCAGGGAUGGGGUGCUAGGGCCAGAAAGUCUGGACUCUUCCUCCUCCUGUGGCAGCAGAGUUCACUGCAAAGCCAGCAGAGGAUCCUCUCUGCAGGGUUUGAGAAGCCUCCAUCCCAGUACUGGCUGGUGGUGUUGGCCAGCUGCAUGGAGGAGGCAAGGGAAAGGAACAGCAGCUUUUCCAAAGGUGCUCUCCUGUGGGUGGGAAUUCAGCAUUGCUGUUGUUUUUUCCAGCACUAGACUACGAACAGUGUUUCACUGAAAGUAGGAAAGUUUACCUUUUCCUGGAGUAACAUGAGAGGUGCGGGGUUUCAGCUUGUGUUCGUAAUGCCAGUUACACUGUAUGGCACUUGAUGAGAUGCAGGGAUGAUAACCAGUUUGUAUUUGAGCUGUUACUAAAGGCUGUGUUAUACUGGCAUAGUUUUAGCUGUGGCAAUGCUACCCUGGGCCACUAUUGCCAAGUGCCUGAUACAUCACAAAAUGAAGACGAAGCUGUGACAUACAUGAGUGAGAAGUGGAGUGAGUCUGUAACACUCCCAUACUCUGAAAUAACUUCUACUUUGUCAGUUGAUGAUGAACUUUUUAUGAUCCAAGGUGUGUCAUACUAAUUUUAAAUAUUAAAGAUGCAUCAACUCUUUUAUUACAGUGCCUUCCUCCUUACUUUCAGGAAUUGCCAGGUAGCUGCAGAGGAAACUGUAAGAUUUAAUUAAAUGCCAUGAGCCUCUCUGCUUCCUGGAGACACCAAGUCAUGGACUGAAACUGAGGAAUCUGAGAGCUAUGAUAAUAUGUAUCGAUAUGAUAUGUCAGUGCAUAUCUGAUGGCAUGGCAGGGUUACCUCAUUACACAUUACACCACUUGGUCUUUCAAAAUCAUCCGUUUUUGUGGGAUUGCAUACCUUGGUGCUGUUGAUAUGCACAUGUUUGGAAUUAGGCAGCAUUACCAUGUUGAAUCAAUAGUUUAUCCUGGCAACUUAAAGGCACUGAAUGAAUCACAGUAGAAGGCAUGCUAGUAGGCAGAACAUUGCCCCUCCCUCAGGAAAAAAUGCAAAGUGUCUACACCCAGAAGUAAAUCUUUAGAACAAAUCAAAUAAAAUGCUUUACCUGCAUCUCUUAUUCUGCUUCUAAACCAACAGCUGUUUAGUAGAUAAGUAUGUUUAGUAUUGGUUAACCUGUCUUUGGUUUUCCAUUUAAGACAUUCAAGAAAUGUUGCAAAAUGCCAACUGGAGUUCAGAGAGAAGACUGUCUUUUCUUGAGAAUGUUCACCAACAGCAGAAAGCACCCCAGAGAAGCUUUCACACAUACUUCUUUAAAUUUAAUAAUUCCUUUGUAGCCAUAUGAAAAAGUUAGAUUGUUUCUUCCUGCCCUAAACAGCCAGUCUUACCACCUGGGGAUUUCUGGGCUUGGACACAGGCGCAGCUCCAGAGGAGCAGAGAAGUUGCAGUGCUAUUGUUUUCAGUCUGAUGCUCCUUAUGCUCCUCUCCAUUUCUCUUUCUCUGGAUUUUUGUGAAGGAGGCUGCAUCCAUACCUAAUGUCUUCUUCCUUCUCCUUUCCCGAUGCUGGCCCGGGAAAAGGGCUUGCUGCUGUCAUGGUGGUGUGGAAGAAAUAGAGAAGUGUCAGGAUGCAGUCGUGCUUGACUUGGCUUUUGGUGUAGUGAGAUCAGCUCUGGUGGGUGCCAGCUGCCAGCACUGUAGACAGAGGCGCUGUAGGCCUCAAGUAGCACUUGCAUGUGACUGCACAAGAAUCAUUUUCCUGUGCAGAUAUCAAAGUACAGAUUGCCAAGUCUUGUCUUAUCACCACACUCAUCUCUAGUGUCAUCCCCUCCCAACUUCUGUAGCCUUUUGAAGAAAAUGCUGCAAAAUUAUUUUCCAGCUGAUGUGGAUAAUAACAUGUAUUAGUGCUUCCCUGUCUGCUUUUCCUGUAAUUAUAAUGUACUGUUAUUCCAGGAACCACAACUGUGAACUAGUACUUCAGGAGAUGACUUUGAUUUCAGAAAGAGAAGGACAGGAAAGGUGUCAGACAUGGAUUGUUGAUCUGCAUGUACUCAUUAAUGAGUGAAGGAUCAAAAGGUGGGACGGUGGCCAAGAAGCAAUGGAGAAUAAAAGUUUAGAAGGUUCCCCAUCAGACCUAAAGUUAGUGGCUCACCCGAGAGCAAAGAGUAAAGUGUGGAAGUACUUUGGGUUUGAUACCAAUGCAGAAGGAUGCAUAUUACAGUGGAAGAAGAUCUACUGCCGUAUUUGCAUGGCACAGAUUGCCUAUUCAGGAAACACGUCCAACCUUUCCUACCACCUUGAGAAAAAUCACCCCGAUGAAUUCUGUGAGUUUGUGAAAAGUAACACCGAGCAAAUGAGGGAAGCCUUUGCCACAGCAUUUUCAAAAAUCAAGCCGGAGUCGUCGCAGCAGGUUGUUCAAGAUAGCCUCAUCAUGAAGACCUACCAGAACUACGAAAACAAAAAGCAUCAGGAGCUGACAUCUGCAGUCAUCAGCUUAAUUUGCGAGGGCAUGUAUCCAGCCUCCAUUGUCGAUGAACCUACCUUCAAAGCCCUCUUGAGAACAGCAGACCCCAGGUAUGAACUUCCUAGCCGGAAGUACUUCUGUACAAAAGCCAUUCCUGAAAAGUACAGUGCUAUUAGAGAAAUUGUGCUGAAAGAGCUCACUGAGGUUCUGUGGUGUGGUAUAUCCACGGACAUGUGGAGGAGCGAAAACCAGAACAGGUCGUAUGUAACUGUGGCAGUUCACUUUCUCAGCAGCAGUCCUGGCAACUGCCUGGCCGUGAACUCACGGUGUUUGAAAACAUUUGAAGUACCAGAGGAUAACACCGCAGAGACCAUUACACGAGUCCUUUAUGAAACAUUCAUUGAGUGGGGGAUCAAUACAAAAGUCUUUGGUGCUACAACAGAUUACAGUAAAGACAUUGUAAAAGCUUGCUCUCUCUUAGAUAUUCCCGUGCAGAUGCCUUGUUUGGGGCACACUUUUAACGCAGGAAUACAACAAGCUUUCCAGCUCCCCAAACUCUGCAACCUUCUUGCCAGGUGCCGAAAGCUGGUGGAGUAUUUUCAGCAGUCUACGGUCGCGAUGUACAUGCUGAGCGAAAAGCAGAAGCAGCAGAAUAUUCUCCACUGCAUGCUGGUGAGCGACCGUGUUUCCUGGUGGGGAAGCACGCUCGCCAUGCUGCAGCGCCUCAAGGAGCAGCAGUUCGUCAUUGCGGCUGUUCUGGUGGAGGACAGCAACAACCACCACCUCAUGCUGGAAUCCAGCGAGUGGAAUACAAUCGAAGGGCUGGUGGAGCUGCUCCAGCCUUUCAAGCAGGUUGCAGAGAUGAUGUCUGCUUCAAAGUACCCGACGAUAAGUAUGGUGAAGCCACUUCUCCACAUGCUUCUCAAUACUACUCUGAACAUCAAAGAGAAUGAUUUGAAAGAAAUCAGCAUGGCAAAGGAGGUGAUUGCUAAAGAGUUGUCAACCACCUACCAGCACACACCUGAGAUAGACAUGUUUCUCAAUGUUGCAACUUUCUUGGAUCCCCGCUACAAGAAACUGCCUUUUCUUUCAGCCUUUGAGAGGCAGCAGGUGGAAAACAGAGUGGUGGAAGAAGCAAAAAGCCUGUUGGAGAAAGUAAAAGAAAAUAGCUUUAGAACUGAGGAGAAAUUCUUUGCUGUUUCAGAAGAGCCUCCAAUGAAAAAACUCAUCAUCUCCUCUACUCCUCCUCCUACCAGUGUCAUAAACAACAUGCUUGCAGAGAUCUUUUGCCAGACAGGAGGCGUGGAAGACCAGGAGGAAUGGCAUGCUCAAAUCGUGGAGGAGUUGAGCAACUUCAAGUCACAAAAAGUCCUCGGUUUGAAUGAAGACCCGCUGAAGUGGUGGUCUGACAGACUAGCACUGUUUCCAGUUUUACCAAAGGUUCUUCAAAAGUACUGGUGUAUUCUGGCCACAAGGGUCUUCCCUGAACGCUUAUUUGGCUCUUCUGCUAAUGUUGUGAGUGCAAAGAGAAACCGGUUAGCCCCGGCUCACGUGGAUGAGCAGAUUUUUUUGUAUGAGAACAGUCGCAAUGGGUCUGAGGCAGAGCCGGAGGACGAAGAUGAAGGAGAGUGGGGUUUGGAACAGGAACAGAUUUUUAAUUUAAAUGACUCAGUAAACAUAAACAACAAUUUCUUUAAUAUUCGAGACAGUGGGUUUGUUUAACAGGACUGCUGCGGUACAUUUAAUGACAAAGAAAAAGAGGUAUUUGUCUUAAGUUACCAAAAAAUCUUCUGUUUUAUGCUAUGAAUGCUGUAAAUAUUGAACAGUUGUAACAAACUUGAUUUAGCUUCCAUUGUCUGUGUUUUUCCCACUGUCUUAAAACAUGAAUGACUUUUGAUCAAACAGCACUGAAAUGAAUGAGGAAAUAAAUUCUACAAAGCCCGUGGUUUCUGACUGUGGCCCAGAUUUCAGAAAGCACUUAUCCAUGUGCUUCCUUUCCACUUAUUUCAGUGGGAGACAAAUACAUGCUUAUGUGCUUUCUAUCAUAAAAUUAUUUUCCUGAGUUAGGAUCUCGAGGAAGUUUUUAAAAUUUAUGCCUCCAUUUGUAAAUCCUGUGUGACUCAGGAUGAUAGCUUUAAAUUUUGGAUUUUAAAACGUUUUUAAAAUCCAUAGAUCUGAGCAGUGAAUAUUUUUAGAAUAUAUUAUUGCUAUGGAAUGAAAAAAGAUCUUGAGCCUGAUUUUCACUACCUCAUGUCUUAGGUCUGGUCUGUGCUAGAAAAGUUCAGCUGGUAUAAUCCUGUUGGUUAGGGGACUGAUGUGUUAUUUUAACUACUGUGCUGGCAUAGGCUGUAGUGUGGAUGCAUUUAUACCAGGAUAAUUUAUUUUCCUUUCCAGUGCAGUGUAAGUGGUAUAAACACUUAAACUGGUUUUGUUGUGUCCACAUUAGUCCAGUUUUACCAUUUAACUGCAGCUAAAUGGCAAAAUUGUUUUUUUGUUUGUUUUGCUUUGUGUCUAAGCAAGACCUGAUUGUAGUCUCUUGUGCUUUUGCUAAGUGGGAACCAAGUGUGGGGUGGAGGCAGUGUUGUGUUGCCUUUGCCUUGUGCCAAUGCCAUGGCUGAUGCCACAUGGUGUGUAGCAGGCACAGCAUCAGCCUUUGGUAAGGGAGAGAGGGAAGGAGAGGGCAGGGAGACGUCUACAGGCCACGGGUCUAACGGUUUGUCUGUGUUAUAAAAUCCUUAACCUCUUCAUUUUAUGGGGACUUUGCCCAGGGUAGCUAGAAAAUGUUGUUGGCAAGAAAAGCAAAAUAAAAAGCUUUAAUAUUAUGUAAAUAUAUUUAAAAGAAGGGGACCCCUCUAUUUCUUCACACAUAUUUAGUGAAUCUUUUAACAUUGUUUUUUAUGCUAGCACUUAAACUUUUUUCACCUUCUCUUUUUGAUUCAGUUUGUAGAGUGGACUUCAGUCUUGUCCAGUCUAAUGUUUGAGUACUGUUUCUGAUUAGUUGUGUAUUGUAACUACUCCCUUUGUGUCUCCAAGCAUAAGUGUUUUAAGCCCUUUUGAGAACUUGACAAACAAGAGAAAAGAAAGGAAACCAACCUGAGACCCCCCCAUCUCUUAUGAAAUACUGCAGGUCAUAAACAUGAUCAGAGUUCACACUAGACACAAAGUAGGAUGCACCAGCUUUAUUUUCUGAGGUGCAAUGGAAUACUCCUGGCAUUUUCCAGUUACAGUCACGGCUUGCUUGGGGUUUUAUUUCUGUUACUGGUGUCUCACCCCCCAAUCUUGGUGUUAGUCUACAAUUGUGUUGAGCAAUAUCUGUCUGUUACUGUUCUGGAGGAAGAAAGUUGGGUUUUUUCAUCACGGUGGCACCCAUGGACAUUGGGUUGUAAAAAGGGCACAGACAGUAGGAACAUACAAAUAUGAGAAUGGCAGUGGAAUUUAAUCUAUUGCCAAACUGCUUGUUUAUGGUUUGGUUUAAUAGUUUUUGGAGGCCUCCUGUGUUCUUUGUAGGUGGUGGGAAGGGAUGGGUGAGGGAGAAGAAAGGACAGAGGGUAGGCUGAAGGAAAAGAGAAGUAAGUAAUUGCAACUGCAUAAAUGAAAAUGUUUAAGCCUGGGAAAAAUACAGUUAGCAGGUUCUGUGGCCUGUGUUUUGCUGUUAGGAAGCCUGGGGUUUCACUUUUCAGCCUCCUGAAAACUGAAUUGCACUUGUACAAAGUACAUGCACUGUGUAUCCUGUUGAAUGUUGCUACUCUCCAUGUCCACUGAAGAGGUGUGUAUGCUUGCCCAAGGUGCAAAACGCAGGCUUGGCCUAAAAUCCCACAAGUAUAUAGGCUAUCUGUGAGGGCAACAAAAUCAAAUUAUGGAAGGACUGAGGUACCUGAGCUCCUGUGACACCCCAGCAGUCUGCCAGGAAGAGCUCUUGGCUUUUAUGGUCAUCACUUGAGCAGCUGUUACCACCACUGCAAGCCCUCCCUCCAGGACCUGCACAAAUGCUGGUGUGAGGUGUGUGGAUCUUGUCUUACCUGAGUGUGAUUUAAAGCUGUGCCCUCACAAUCCAGGCAAAGCCCAGAGCACCCUUGGUCUGCACUUGGCCUUCCCCUGUUGGCAGCACUGUAUCCAUCUUCAUCCUUCUAGGGCUGAACGUAAACAGUGACAUUUACAAGCAGUUUUACUGAGAUCAGUGCAAUGCACUACUCUCUUCCUUCCAGCUUCUUUUUAUUUUUUGGUAUCCAAAAUAAAAUUGUAGUUGGUUCAA
Oenanthe melanoleuca is the source of this 8791-nucleotide messenger RNA. It is a transcript of the gene ZBED1, whose product is annotated as zinc finger BED-type containing 1. Gene Ontology annotation, cellular component: nucleus. Bases 4174 to 6261 code for a protein of 695 amino acids. NCBI's taxonomy places the organism in Eukaryota, Metazoa, Chordata, Aves, Passeriformes, Muscicapidae. Gene Ontology annotation, molecular function: protein dimerization activity; DNA binding. The record is from RefSeq and is a predicted model, not a curated record. The transcript has 2 exons. Gene Ontology annotation, biological process: regulation of transcription by RNA polymerase II.